Molecule: messenger RNA, 606 nt
Organism: Quercus lobata
Lineage: Eukaryota; Viridiplantae; Streptophyta; Magnoliopsida; Fagales; Fagaceae
Product: F-box/kelch-repeat protein At3g23880-like
Exons: 2
Coding region: 1-606 (201 amino acids)
Molecular function (GO): protein binding
Source: RefSeq, a predicted model, not a curated record
AUGCGCGAGCGUGUUCCAGACGACGUCGUAGAAGACAUCCUGGCUCGGCUACCAGUGAAAUCCUUAACCCGAUUUAGGUGCGUUUCGAAAUCUUGUAACUCCAUCAUCACUGACACCACUUUCAUCAACAAACACUUCAAGCUCAACCUCAACCAAUCCGAAUCAUCAAUAUCCGCAAACACUCACAGUGGGUAUUUGCUAUAUACUACAGAGGAUAAGGAUAGUUCAUCAUCUUCCAAAGAAUUGUGUACGGUUGCUUGCAACAACGACCGCACACUGACCCAGGUUUCUAGGUUUGAAAUCCCCUCAUUUUUUGACAAGUACAUGAUUGUUGGUUUCUGUAAUGGCUUGUUCUGCCUAGCUAGUCGUGAGAAAGAACUUUGUCACGUUAUUUAUUUGUGGAACCCAAGUAUUAGAAUGUUGAAGAAACUUGUAGCUACUCGCUUUAAUCGCAAGCAUAAUGAAAGAGCCGCUAUUGGAUUUGCUUAUGAUUCUCUGAACAGCGACUUCAAGAUUCUGAGAAUUGUGUGUGAUGCGAUGUUCAAUGAAUCAGAAGCUGAAGCAGAGAUUUACACGUUAAGUUCGGAUUCGUGGAGGAAGCGAUGA